Messenger RNA from Aegilops tauschii subsp. strangulata, 1507 nucleotides. RefSeq names its product acyl transferase 15-like. NCBI's taxonomy places the organism in Eukaryota, Viridiplantae, Streptophyta, Magnoliopsida, Poales, Poaceae. The record is from RefSeq and is a predicted model, not a curated record.
UAGACCACCGAGACUAGCUAAGCUAGCUAGCAAUCACGAUGAGGUUCGCGGUGAGCAAGUCUCCGCCGGUGAUGGUCCGGCCAUCGACAGAGCCGGUGCCGGUGCCGGGGAAGACGACGGCGACGCAAGUGGUGCAACUGUCGUCGUGGGACACGACCUACGUGGACUUCCAGGUCACGGUGCUCCUCGUUUUCGACGGCUCGGUUCACCAGCCCGUGGAGGCCAUCAAGAAGGGCCUCUCCCGGGCGCUCGCCCACUACCACACCAUCGCCGGCCGCCUCGCCGCCACCGCCGACGAAGACGGCGUGCUCCUGCACGUCGCGUGCACCGGCGAGGGUGUGCCGUUCGUGGCCACGUCGGCGGGAUGUGCCUUGCAGGAUCACGGGCUCCUGGACGCGCCCUUCACAACCAGCCUCCUCGACGAUCUCGCCGUGUACUAUCCGGCACCUGAGGGCUGCCGGAGCACGGACCCGAUGCUGCUGAUGCAGGUCACCGAGUUCGCCUGCGGCGGGUUCACCGUGGGCGUGACGUGGAACCACACGCUGGCCGAUGCCACCGGCAUCGCCCAGUUCCUGCAGGCCGUGGGCGAGCUCACCCGCGCUGAAGCUGAUGCGUCGGCGGUGCCGUCCAUCACGCCGGUCAGGGACGGCCGCGCGGCGUCCCUUCCUCUGCUCUCGGCGCCGGUGGUCGCCGCGAAGCAGUCGCUGAUGCUGGACCUCGGCGGCCAGGGCCUCAUCUACCUAGACACCGUCGUCCCGAUGAAGCUCAUCGACCGCAUCAAGUCCGACUAUAAGGCCGCCCAUUCCGGGUACUGCACAACGUUCGAGGCGACGGCCGCCGUGCUGUGGCGGUGCCGCACACGCGCGAUCAUCGGCGACGACCCCGACGGCUAUGACAUGUCCACGCCGGCGCCGCUGGCCUUCUUCGUGAACGUGCGCAAGCACGUAGGCACGGCGGCGGGGUAUUAUGGAAACUGCGCGGUCGCGCAGCUGGCGUUCGCGACGACCGGAGAGGUGGCCGGCGCAGGGGACGAGGGCAUGAACGGCUUGGUGGACCUGAUUAAGCGCGCCAAGGACGGGGUCCCGGAGCUGCUGAGAGGCAUGAGAGCCGGCGGCAGCGCGGUGGACGGGAUGGGGGAGGAGGAGAUAGCAGCGGCGUUCGGGUACAACGCGCUGAUGGUGACGUGCUGGCGGACCAUCAGGUUCGACGACGCCGACUUUGGCGGCGGCGGGCCGGCGAGGGUGGUGGGGCGUUGGCAGCAGACGACGCUGCCGUGCGUGGCGUUAGUGUCCUGCGGGGCCACGGGCGAGAGGCUGCUGACGCAGUGCGUCAGGGCGGAGCACGCCGCCGCGUUGCUCGCCGAGCUGGACCAGCGCACACGCCUGGCCUGAGUAACUAUGAACUGAAUUCUUGCUGCUGUUUGCUGGCACGUACGUAUGUGUGGUGUGGUGGUGUGCCGUUGUCGAUCGUUGAGUUGUUCCGGUGAAUAAGGUACCCCAUUAUGUUA